CUGUAACUGCUCGACCCAUUAUGCAGCUCAUGUCUCGGCCUCUAACUUCCAGUUGACGCAUUCACUGUCAGAUUCAGAAGUCCGAGUCUGAGAAGAAGCACAUUCUGAGUAACAAAGGCGUCGCGAGCUUGAGGCCCAAUCAAGCAAGCUGGUGCAGUCAUUUAUCAUGGAGGCAGCUACUGUAAGACUUCAAUGAGCUGCCCUGUCUUGCAUUUCGGCGCCUGGUCCUUCGUUGAGCCACCGAAGGCCGAAAAAUGAGCCAAUUCUAUGAGUGCCCUUCCAUCAACCAGCGCAUAGGCGUCGCAGAGGGAGCGCUUUGAAGCAUGGCACCACUUGCAAGGCCCCUAAUCCGGACAAUCCUUGUGAUGAGCGCGCUUGUAGGCACGGGGUAUGUGCUGCGGCCAGUGGCCUGGGAGAUCGAGGCAAGGUUACACGAUGCAAAGGAACUUCUGUACCAUCGAGUUGGCGGACAUACACUUGAGAGGCAGGGCGUUGAGCUGCCUUUAGCAACAGAUGAGAAUGGGUUGCGUCUGGACGUUUUAGAGAAGAUUGGGAGUGAGGAACUGGCCAAGCAAGAGCAGAGAGCGAAGCAGGAAAGCAAAGCUGCAUUUGAUGACCAGGGUGCUUUGGGUGCAAUUAAGAUUGGCCGAGGUCAGACAGGGCAACAACCUAAGAAGGUGACCACUCGGGACCCCCUAACACAGUACAUAAAAGACAAAGAAGAGGGGGCCGAGGGAGGAGGCGGAAAUCUAUUUGGCAGGCUGACCCGGCGAGGGGCGUGGCGGGGCAUAGUUGGGCCAUACCUAGGCAAAAAUUCACAGAUGCAAACGAAGUACGAUGGGAAACGGACAACGAUAGCGGAUGUUGAGAGCUCGGACGAGGAGACAAAGAAAGGCGCCGAGCAGGUGGAUGAGUUGGAUGAGGAACGGGGAGAGGAGUUUGAGGAAGUAGACGGGGGGAGGACGGUAGGUGGCGAAGCUGGGAGGGGGAAUGUUGAGAAAAGCGGUUUCGAAGGGGGCGGUGAGAGAAGCGGUCUGGGAGGGGGGGAUGAGGGGGAAGAUUCUUGGCUACAGAACUUGAUAGGAAACGAAGAAGAGGACGGAGGAAAAGAAAGGUUGAGCAGCGGGGGAGGCGUCACGCUUGGCGAGAGGAAAACUAGGGACGAUCUGGACGGCCAAAGAAGAGUAGAGCUUGACACAGGGCCUGGAGUUGUUGAGGAGUCUAAAGAUGGUGAGGCGUCCCUUGAGGAGAUUGCUGACGGAGUCACGAAAGAGGGGGUGAAGACGUUCCUGGCAGUAAACGCUGACUUGGCUAGCGGUGGCGCCGACGACGAGGCUGUGAGCGGGGCGGGUGGCAUGGGGGGAGCUUUGGCGGGAGCGGGGGAGAAACCGAAACCGAGGGAGGUCGUGGAGGAAGAAAACGAGCUCGUGGGAGGAGAGGGUGCGAGGGUGCGAGAUCCGGGGGGCUUAUGGGAAGCGGGCACGGACACGAAAGCCGGUUUAGAAGAGAACAGGGAGGGCGAGGCCGUUCAGGCGGACGAGGAGUCUGUGGCUAGUCAGGGGACUCUGCUUCAAAAUGGGGCGAUGUCUCUUGAGAACAGCGGGUCGACCCUCCUCCAAAAUAGCUCCGAGGCUCGUUUCAACCGCUCUGCGGCUCUGUUCAACAGCACCGCAGCUCUUCUUAACAGCACCGCAUCUCUUCUCAACGGCUCCGAGUCUCUUGAUGAUAGCUUCUCGAUCCUCCCAAACAGCUCUAUUCCCUCUCUAAACGUGUCAGCUGAGCUUUCGAACAGCACUCUCACUCUCACGAACGACUCAUUACCAUCCGAUGCCCAAUCGACGGUCAAGAGCUGGCCUCUGGUCGAGGCAAUGAUGCGAGAGAUCUGGGAGGCGCCCCCGGCUGGGGUGGGCAUGCCCCCCCGGGAGGAAUUUACACUGCGCAAGGAAAUGGUGGAGCACCGCGCCGUGGACAACACGAUCGUGGUCACGUUCGCCAAUUUUGCGUUUCUGGACUUUACCACCAACUGGGUGCGGCACCUGACGGACCUGGGAGUCACCAACAUCCUCGUUGGUGCGAUGGACGAGGAGAUUCUUGAGGCCUUGUUCGUCGCGGGCAUCCCCGUCUUCGACAUGAAGAGCGAGAUGAGCCCCGGCGACGCGGGCUGGGGCAGCCCCGUCUUCCACAAGAUGGGCCGCGAGCGUCUCUAUCUAGUUGACGCGCUCCUAGGGUUUGGAGUAGAGCUCCUCAUGUGCGACACCGACAUGGUGUUCCUGAGAGAUCCCCUGGAGUACGUCAGCAGGUACCCCCAGGCGGACGUGCUGACGUCGAGCGACCACCUGGCGCACACGGUGGACGACGAGUCGCUGGAGAGGUGGCAGGAAGCUGGCGGCGCAUACAACAUCGGUAUCAUCCAUUACCGCCCGACUGCCGCCGCGAGGGCCUUCGCUCGCGAGUGGCUUGACGUGGCGACCAAAGACGACCUCGUCUGGGACCAGAACGCGUUCAAUGACAUCAUGCGACGUCAGUUCGGCCCCGCCACAGAAGACGAGAACGGCCUCGUUUACGCGUACGACGGAACACUGAAGCUGGGCAUAUUACCGGUCAGCCUGUUUUGCAGUGGGCACACGUAUUUCGUGCAGAAGAUCUAUAAGACGACGAAGCUGGCGCCGUUUGCGAUCCAUACGACCUUCCAAUACGGCGGGACCGACGGGAAGCGGCACCGCCUGCGCGAGGCGAAGGUGUUUCACGACGAGCCGGAGUAUUACGACCCGGAAGGUGGUCUCCUCGCGUACCGCUUCGACAUCCCGACAGAGCUGCUGUCGGGCGGCGAGCACACCGUCGAGACGCACUUCGCCCUCGUCAACUACCAGCUGCUGCAGCUGCGAAACGCAUUCGCACUCGCCCAGACCCUUAAUCGCACGCUGGUACUGCCGGAGCUGUGGUGCCGCUUCGACCGCCUGUGGUACCCCCACAACGGAAUCCUGGACGGAACCGCGACGCCGCAGCCGUUCCUGUGCCCAGCAGACCAUGUGUUAGAAAUUAACAAGAUGGUCGACGGCCUGCCCCGGGAGCAAUUUGGCGAAGACAUACCGUUCCGAGAGUACUCUCUCCUUGACAACCCGCGGCUUCCGGCAGAGAUUUUGGAGUCCAAGGUCGACGUCUUUGUCUGCAAAGACGGGGACGCCGCGUGCACGACAACGGAGGUCAAGCAGGGCCUGGAGAAGCCCACGUGGGUCGUCCUGGAGAGGGAUCCUUCCGACAGUCAGGUAAAGGCUCUUCUCGAGCCGUAUAGCGACACGAAGCUGUUGAGCUUCAGCACUAUGGAUGGGGCCUUUGGAGGCUUCGAGGAUAAGGUAUUGGGCGACAGGUUCAGAGCCCGGGUCAAGCAAUACGUUGGCAUCUGGUGCUGUAUACACGCGCACCCGGGUCAUAUUUAUUACGACAUGUACUGGGACGAGAAGCCCGGUUGGAUGCCGAAGCCUCCGAAGGAUCCGACGGAAGACCACCCCCCGUUGAGACUUCACUGAGUGUACUCUACUUGGAUUGUUCUGGUGACUUGUUUUUGCUAGCCUUGCACAACAAAGAUACUCUUUGUUGAGAACUUGGAAUAUGUUUGUGGCUCACGUUGGUCAAAUUAAAUCUGCUACCUAGGACCUUAUCUUUGUCAAAUCUGAAACUGGCUCGGAGUUGAGGUAAGCAAAGGGUUCCAGACUUGAAGCAAUAUACCGUACUUGGCAGGGGAAUUAGAGGCAUCCUGCUCGUCUUUUCCGACGCGGACCUUAUGGCCUGACGGCCCGCAAUUUGAACGGGCCUGCGCCACAAGGAGACUGAGCUUUUCGUUUUCAUGUAUUCCGGGCAGGUAAUUGCUGGUUGGCAACAGCCAAAACCCGAGAACCUUGGGCGGUAUAGUCACAAAUGUCUGAAAGCCAUCCGAGUCUCUUUCAGUGUGCACGAUUGGAGUUCUGGCUUGCAAUUGAGCAGCUGCACUAAC
Messenger RNA from Klebsormidium nitens, 3991 nucleotides. NCBI's taxonomy places the organism in Eukaryota, Viridiplantae, Streptophyta, Klebsormidiophyceae, Klebsormidiales, Klebsormidiaceae. The record is from the annotation of a GenBank genome assembly.